AUGGAGACUCAGUACGAUCAGGUAACGUUAACUGAGCGGCCGUUAGCUGCUAAUGUGGCUAACAGUGUAGCUCUGGUGUUGUUUACUUUUGUCAAGACGCCGUAGCUACCAGGUGAUAAAAACCUGGGGCUGCUUACUUGCUUAUUGUAAUGUCAUUCAAUACACAAGUUUCCCGAUGGAGAAUGGCUUAUCUUACCUUGGUAUUUAAACUAUUCAGGAAUAAAUGGGGUUGUUAACGCUGGAGGCUGUUUGGGAAAUAUGUAGCUGCAUAACUAUGGUGGUGCAAUCUUGUUUUUUUUGAUUGAGUGAUUAGUUAGAUCAGGAGCAACAGCCCUCUUGCAGUGUUCAAAGCUGCCUUCAACACCUCACCCUCUUCCAGAUUUUAGACUCACCAUCCAAAAACAGCUACAUUGGGAGCUAUUACCAACCCCCAGACAGGAUACUACCGAUACCAAGACAGCUGGAGUUCACUGCUCACUCAUCCAUCAGCAUGGACCCAAACAUGUCUCAGACCAAACCCAGUGUCGACAGCAAAGGUACAGCAAACCUGUAAUGCAAAGCUCCUUGUCCCAUACGGUUAUAAUUGCAUUGGUAGUUCUUGUCUCUCAUUGUUGAUACCUCAAAAGCUGUUGUAGAAGCACUGAAGACCCUUCAGGAGAAAAUCAAUCGAUUGGAGCAGGAGAGGAUUCAAGCAGAGAAGAGCUACAGGGAGUUUCCACACAGUGCUGAAAAACACCAGCAGGCCGCAUCGUCUAACACAGUACUCAGUCAUCCAGCAGCAAGACAGUCUGGCACAGAUAACUCUGGAAGGAAAGGUACAACACACUCCCGUUAGGAGUUUUAAAUUUACCACAUUUACAGAUAUGUUUUAAAGAAAUGUGUGUGUGUGUUCGUGGGGACAGAAGUUGACCCAAGGGUACAGUCUGCAGAGGCACGGUGCAAGGUUCUAGAGAAGCAGCUGGAUUACAUGAGGAGGAUGGUUGAAAGUGCCAAAAAGGGGAGGAAUAUUACUGAGAAGAAACAGGUACUUAUAAAUGUUAUGAUCUAAGGUAAAAGACUCAUACCUGAAUCUGUCUUUAAAGGGAUAUUCCGGCGUAAAAUUAAUCUAGGGUCAAACACAUCUUAACACCGAGUGAGGCACCCCCUAGAGAGAUGAAUGUUGUUCAUGCCAACCGCUUGCUUCUCUAGUAAUACCAAUUUAAGUAACGACCGAAGGAUAGCGAAACACAGCGGUCUGAGGAGCCAUGAACAAACCUCAACCAAAACACAAAUUGUUCAUUACUUUAUCAUUUUCUUGAAGUAAUAAUCAUCAUAAUAAUAAUUUUGCACUGCAGACGCGAUAGUUCUUCUGCAUUAGCAUCUCGGUCUGAUUGCAUUUCCACGAAGAAAUGAUCAUAAAUGUAGUAGUUUGUAACAGACUGGCCUGAGAUCUCGCUACAAACAAGCGGCUGCUGGAAGAGAGUAGUUGCGUUAAGUCUCUUUGCUAAAGAUAUUAGGCAGAAUUAAAAAGAUGUUUGGUGGCUAGUACUAUGGCUAGGACCCUAUAUGUACUGUUGAUGAAGUUAGGUGCUGUUCUGAGCAUUUUUUGUGGCUAUAGAGUGAUGUUUUGGUUGAGGUUUUUUUAUGGCUCCUCAGACCGCUGUGUAUUGCUAUCAUGCGGUCGUUACUAAAGUUGGUAUUACUAGCGAAGCAAGCGGUCGGCAACAUUCAUCUCUUGAGGGGGUGUCUCACUCUGUGUUAGGUGUGUUUGUCCAUAACUUAAUUUAACGCCGGAAUAUCCCUUUUAAAAUAUUCUGUAGAUGAAUUCAAGUCUUGAAAUAUUAAGUGAAAUUAAGGUUACUCCUUUGCCAUUCAUGCUGCAUAAUUUCUCAAUACAGUGCUAGUGGCAAAAAUUAAUGCAUGUUACUAAAUCGACAUACCACCUGUGUUCAAUUUCCCUCCAGGCUACUCUGCAGAGUCAGCAACCCACCAGCUCAAACAGCCAAUCUCAGCGGGAGAAGCUGGAAAAACUUGAAUCAGAAUGUCUCAAAUUGAGUAGGACCCAAACUGUGGCAGAGGUAAUUUCUGCUUGAAGCUGUUCGUCAUAAUACUGAUGAUCACAAGCUGAAUGAUAAUCAUAGUAAUAAUAUUGUCAUGGUGACAAUGAAAUGUUUCUUUCAGAUGAAGCUUGCAAUUUUGGAACAGAAACUACUAAAGGAAGAGCAUGAGCGUAAACUUGUGCAGGAGAAAGCCGAUGAGGUCUGUAAAGUAGUUUCUGAUCCACUUUGCGUAAAAUGUACAUAUUCAGGAAUAAGUCCGGAAAGAUAAACAGUGUUGUAUCAUUGGGUUUUGUUGCUGUUACUUCCUAAUGCAUAACGUCUUGUAAGUUAGAAGAAAUUUUGAAUGAUUUUCCUCCAAAAUAAUCCUUUAAAAAAGAAAAAGAAAAAACCUGUUUAUUUGAAGUCUCACCAUGCUACUGAUUUCAUGUUCGCAGCUGCAGCGGGAGUUGGACAUAAAUCUUCGAUUGUCUUUGCAAAACUCUGAAGAGAUCAAGCCUAAGAAAUCAAAAAAGACAACCAAGGUAUACUCUUGGGAUAUUGCUAUCUAACUCCUUGUUGUAGUUGAUGAAAACCAUGUUUAUUUCAUACAGUUGCAAUCACGGCUGUUUUUCACCCUCAGAAAACACCCAAACAGAAUGAGUUGGCAUCACCGAGGCUCAAAAAACUGCCCUUUGUGGCAGGAACUGUAAGUCAUUCUUCAUGCCCUUUCAAACAUGUUUUUUUUUUUCUUCUUUUCUUAACUCCAUUUGAUUGGUUUUUCUCUUCCCUAUCAUUUGUAGUCAACAAGUCCAAGCCAUUCAGUCCACGCAAAUGUGCAGAGUAUACUUCACAUGAUGAAGCACCAUCAGCCCCAGCUGUGUGAGCGAGUUAGCUCCCUGCACAAGUCAGGUGUAACGGUCAAGAAAAGCCUGCAGAAGCACUUCCCUGCAUCUACCACCACAUCUCAGAAGUCUGGCAAGGAACCUCAAGAAGAAGAACAGCCAUUGGGCUCGCUGUCGGACCUGCUGCUGGCUCUGCAGGAUGAGCUGGGACAGAUGAGCUUGUGAGUACUCUCUUUGAAAUUGUUCUGUUUCAUUUUUACACAUCAGUAAUCUGUUUUUGUUUUUUUUGUCAGUGAGCAUCAGGAGUUGUCAGGUCAGAUAGAUGCUGCUAAAAGCCGUGAACAGAGGCAGGAUCUGGAGAGAGAGCUGGAGAGGUUGGUGGCAAGAAUGGAGGAGAAGGGAGUUCAGAUCACAAAGCUCCGCAACCACCAGAAAACAGUAUGUAUUACAUCUUUUUUUUCCAGGGACACAACAGUAAAUGGGUUUUUACAGCUCUAUGUAAUCUUAGUACAUCCAGAUUAUUAUUAUUUGGAUAACAGGUACCUAAACGGUUUCUGUCUUCUAAACAGAUCCAUAAACUGACCAAAAGUCAGCCAUGUGCUGAGGAACACACAGCCAAGAAGAUGAGUGAAAUUGAACCGCCUGCUCCUUCUCCUGUAAAGUCCAAACAGAAAGGAAAGAAAAGUGGAACUGCUCGCAACCUGCAGCUCCUCAAAGAGACCCAGAAGUUCCGAAACAGCCUCAAACAGGACGACCUCUCCUGGGAAACAUGA
This is a messenger RNA of Xyrichtys novacula (pearly razorfish), 3633 nucleotides long. Lineage: Eukaryota; Metazoa; Chordata; Actinopteri; Labriformes; Labridae. The record is from the annotation of a GenBank genome assembly.